Messenger RNA from Neoarthrinium moseri, 1140 nucleotides. RefSeq lists its product as uncharacterized. Lineage: Eukaryota; Fungi; Ascomycota; Sordariomycetes; Amphisphaeriales; Apiosporaceae. The coding region runs from base 1 to 1140 and encodes 379 amino acids. The transcript has 2 exons. Gene Ontology annotation, molecular function: nucleotide binding. The record is from RefSeq and is a predicted model, not a curated record.
AUGGCUAGCUCUAAGACGUUCAAUGUUGGAGUGGUGGGCUAUGGCAUGUCAGCCAAGGUCUUUCAUAUUCCCUUCAUCAAGGCGACCCCAUCUUUCCGGCUGCACUCAAUCCUGCAGCGCUCGCCGAAGCCGUCCGACUCGGCGCCGGCGGACUACCCGGACCUCCAGCACUUCACUACCUACGACUCCUUCCUCGCCGACUCCGCAUUGGAUCUUGUGGUGUUGACGACAACCCCGCCAACACACUUUGACCUGGCUAGCCAGGCUCUCAAGGCCGGCAAGCACGUCCUCGUCGAGAAGCCCUUCGUGCCCACAGCCGCCGAGGCUGACCAACUCGUGGCCCUCGCAAGGGAACAUGGCCGUCUCCUCUGUGUGUACCAGAACCGCCGCUGGGAUGCCGACUACGUCACCGCCAGCAAGCUGAUCAAGGAGGGUACACUGGGGCGUAUCGUCGAGUUCGAGACUCACUUUGACCGUUAUAAGGCCGAGAAGCCCACCAACUGGAAGGGGACGGUCUCCACGAACGAUGGAAACGGGGCCAUCUACGAUUUGGGCACGCAUCUGAUCGACCAGGUAUAUGCUCUCUUUGGCAAGCCGCGCAGUGUGUUCGCCAAGUUUGCGAGCCAACGCGAUGGGAAGCUCCCAGGAUGUAGGGUCAAGGUUCAUGAGGAUGAGACGGACAGCGUGACGGCACAGCUGUUCUACGAUGACGGUCUUGUGGCACUCGUGCGCAUUGGAGUCUUGAGCGUUGAGCAGGAGCAGCCGCGCUUCUGGAUCAGGGGCAGCAAGGGAAGUUACCGCAAGAACAAUCUCGACCCGCAGGAAGACCAACUGAAGGCCUUCAAUGAGGGCAAGAAGGGCGGCCUCAAGCCUGACGAUGAGGCAUUCGGUGUGGAACCCGCCAGUUGGGUAGGGAAGCUGAACACUCUCGGUCCUGAUGGCAAGACAGGCCAAGAGCAAAAUUACCCAACGGUCAAGCCCCCUACGUAUAGGGAGUUUUACGGACGCCUCGCGGCGGCUCUGGCUAGCGGUAAGGAGGAGGACGUUCCCGUACCAGCGGCGCAGGCGAGUCAAGUCCUGAAGAUCAUCGAGGCCGUGAGGGAAAGCAAUAGAGACGGAAGGGAAGUUUACCUGGAUUGA